Eublepharis macularius is the source of this 473-nucleotide messenger RNA. It is a transcript of the gene RPL36, whose product is annotated as ribosomal protein L36. Gene Ontology annotation, cellular component: cytosolic large ribosomal subunit; ribosome. The transcript is spliced from 4 exons. Lineage: Eukaryota; Metazoa; Chordata; Lepidosauria; Squamata; Eublepharidae. The coding region runs from base 109 to 426 and encodes 105 amino acids. Gene Ontology annotation, molecular function: structural constituent of ribosome. Gene Ontology annotation, biological process: cytoplasmic translation. The record is from RefSeq and is a predicted model, not a curated record.
UCGUCCUAGAGCUCUCCGCAACCUGUCUUGUGUUUCACCAUCUUAAAUAAUUUGGUUUCAUCCAGAAACUCAGCCAGGCAAAUUUCUGAGUGACACAGAUUUCUUGCCAUGGCAAUCCGCUACCCGAUGGCCGUUGGCCUCAACAAAGGCCACAAGGUGACCAAGAAUGUGGUAAAGCCACGCCAUUGCCGCCGCCGUGGGCGCCUGACGAAACACACCAAAUUUGUUCGGGACAUGAUCCGGGAAGUGUGCGGCUUUGCACCUUACGAGAGACGUGCAAUGGAAUUGCUGAAAGUCUCCAAAGAUAAGCGAGCUCUGAAAUUCAUAAAGAAAAGGGUUGGGACUCACAUCCGGGCCAAGAGAAAGCGAGAAGAACUCAGCAACGUUUUGGCAGCCAUGAGGAAGGCAGCUGCCAAAAAGGACUGAACUGUUUUUCCCCAAUAAACAACAUUUUGAACACCCAACAAAGAAAA